Lutzomyia longipalpis is the source of this 3638-nucleotide messenger RNA. Its product is annotated as zinc finger protein 600-like. The record is from RefSeq and is a predicted model, not a curated record. NCBI's taxonomy places the organism in Eukaryota, Metazoa, Arthropoda, Insecta, Diptera, Psychodidae. The transcript has 11 exons. The coding region runs from base 53 to 3253 and encodes 1066 amino acids. Gene Ontology annotation, biological process: regulation of transcription by RNA polymerase II. Gene Ontology annotation, cellular component: nucleus. Gene Ontology annotation, molecular function: RNA polymerase II cis-regulatory region sequence-specific DNA binding; DNA-binding transcription activator activity, RNA polymerase II-specific; zinc ion binding.
ACAAUAUUAAUGUGUCAGGCAGAGUUCUUAAGUUUUAUUUACUCCAUGAAAAAUGCUUGAAAAUUCGCUUAACUGGUGUAGAUUGUGUGCUAAAAGAGAAUCAGAAAAUGCAGAAGAAAAAACCUAUAAAGUGGAAUCAAUCACAGAUCACCUGGAAAUUGUUAACAAAUAUUUUAUGAUUUCGCUUCUUCCUUACCAUGAACUUCAAUUAUUAAUUUGUGAAGACUGUUCGAACUUUUUGGCAAAAGUUGAUGGCUACAGGAAUGUCUGCACGAAAGUUGACCAAAUGUACAAUGAAUUGUUCAUCAGCAAAAAUUUUUCAAAUGAAAAUCUUCAAGCCAUUCGCCUCAAGUUUGGAGUCGAUAAUGAAGAUAUUAAAUUUAUUGCUCAUCAAUCGCCAGAAGAAGUUGAAAGCAAUGUUGUUUCUGUAAAGGCUGGAGAUCCUUUGGAAGAUGAUAUUGAUUAUGAUGAUACGGUUGUUGUGAAAGAAGAAGAAUCAGAAGGAAGACGUGAAACAAUCCCAAGGAGACGUGGUCGACAAAGAAGAUCAACACGUUUACAAUUACCGCGUUCCACAAAGAAGGGAGAUAAAUUGAAAAGAUUAAAGAUAGAAAAGCUAGAUGAAGAAGAAUCUGAGGAAGAGAGUAAGGAAUCUCCUGCCUAUGAACCCAAUCAAUCAGAUGACGAUACAUCAGCUCCUAAAAAGCGCCAAAAAGCACUCGUUUCGGAGAAAAAGGAGCAUUUCUGUGAGAUUUGCAAUAAAAAAUUCUGCCGUUCAAAUGUGCUCAAAGAUCACAUAAUUGCGCAACAUCGGAAGGAAGAACUACCUUUUGUGUGUUCUAUUUGUUCAAAGCGCUUCCUCACAGCAUACAAAUUGAAACUUCACGAAGAUACGCAUCGUCCUGAUGAUGAGCGACGUAUCUAUCCGUGUUCAUACUGUGGGAAAAAAUUUGCCAAAACCGUGCAAGUUCAGGCACACAUCAAUGCCGUUCACAUACGCAACAAGCCCUACAUUUGUGAGGAAUGUGGUAAAGGUUUUGGCACGAAGGGUGCUCUAGUUGAGCACCAAAUCAGCCACACGGAGGAUCGCCCGUUUCAGUGUUCGUUCUGCCCAAAGAAAUUCAAGAAUCGCAUUCAAGUGAAGAAUCACGAGGAGAUCCACAAAGAUCCCGUCUACUCGUGUCCACACUGUGACCAAAAGUUCAGAACUAGGCUCAUCCUGCGAAUGCACAUGGUUGUACACUCAGACGUGAAACAGUACAAAUGCAACUACUGCGGUAAUGAGUACAAACGCGCCAAAACUCUCAAAAACCAUUUAAUUUUGCACACGGGCUUACGUCCCUAUUCGUGUCCUUUCUGUGAUAAAACCUUCUCGAAUGGUUCAAAUUGUCGUAGUCACAAGAAAAAGGCACAUCCUGUGGAAUUGGCCGCAUUGGAGGCAUCGGGGCAGCAACAAACAAAAACGAGUACGCCAAAAUUAGAGCAUCUGCAGCCAAAUUCCGAUGCUUUAGCAGGUAUUGCGCCAAUUUAUGCGAUUCCCUCCAAUUGCGCCAAACCUUUCAAUGUAGAGCGAGUUGUCAAAAAUUUCUGUUUUACUUGUUUAUAUUGCAACAAAUUGUUAAAAAUAAUGCUAGGAAAUUGGCAAAAUUGGUGUCGUUUGUGUGCAAAAAGUGACUCUUCGGAGGGGGAUGCUGUGUACAAAAUGGAAUCGAUCAGUGAUCAGCUGGAAAUAGUCAAUAAAUACUUUAUGAUUUCGCUCUUACCUUUUGACGGGAGCCUAUCAUCCAUGUGUGGGGAAUGCUGUGGUUUCCUGACAAAACUUGAGACCUUUGGGGAGAGGUGUAUGCGAUCUGAGAAAAUGUUCAGUGAAUUAAUGCUGAACAAGGAGAUUUCAGCAGUAGAUCUACAAUCCAUCCGGUAUAGAUACGGCGUAGAUGACGAUGAGAUUAAAUUCAGCGCACUCGUUCCACAACUUCAAAUCUCACAGAAUGAUAAUGUUUCCACGGAAUGUCCUAUCCUCGUUGAUCAGUGCACUGACACAUUAGACCUUGAGGUUGUGUCUGAAAGAUCGAUAGUUGUAAAGCAAGAAGUGCCCGAUGCGGUAGCCGCCGUGGCUACAAAGAAACGUGGAAGGCCUAGAAAAACGGUCCGGACGCAGAAUUCGCGGCGUGUGAGGGUGAAGGAGGAAGCAAAUGAGUUCAAUGACGAAGGUGAAGAGUGCCCGAUUGUGCCUGACAAUGGAGAGGAGAUUUCUGACUGUGUUCCCGAUGACGAGGAUGUUGUGCCUCAGAAGCGCCGAAAAGGUGCAAAAGGAACCAAGGAGGGGGACCAUGCAUGCGAUAUCUGCUCAAAGCGCUACAGUCGACGGUAUUUGCUGGAGGAGCACGUGCGGGAGAAGCAUUGCAAGCUUGAGAUGCCGUUUGUGUGCUCAAAAUGCCCAAAACGCUUCUCAUCGGAGAAGAAAGUCAAAGUCCACGAAGCAAUCCACCUACCUGAGGCUGAGAAGCUAAUCCAUCCGUGCCCGUACUGCGACAAGAAGUUCAGCAAGACUGUCAAUGUACAGGCUCACGUACGUGCCAUUCACAUUGGCGAUCGGCCGUUCAUUUGUGAGGAGUGCGGCAAGUCUUUUGGCACAAAGGGCGGCCUCAAGGAGCACCAAAUCACCCACAGCGAUGAGAGGCCCUUUCAGUGUGCCUACUGCCCCAAAAAGUUCAAAAAUCUACCGCGGCUGAAGACGCACGAGGACAUUCACAAUGACACAAUGUACGUCUGCCCCCAUUGCGGUAUCCAACUCAACACGAAGCGCACCCUCAAGAUGCACAUGGUGGUGCAUUCGGACUUUAAAAAGUACAAAUGCCAGUACUGCGGAAACGAGUACAAACGCUCCAAGGCUCUCAAAAAUCAUCUAAUAUUGCACACCGGCCUGAGACCGUAUGUGUGCCCAUUUUGUGAUAAAACCUUUGCCAAUGGAUCUAAUUGUCGGAGUCACAAGAAGAAAGCACAUCCAGCUGAAUUGGCAGCCCUUGAAGCUUCUGGGGAGCAACCAAGGGCAGCAAAUAUUCCAAAGUUAGAGCAUCUACAGCCUAAGAAUGCAUUACCGUCGUCUGCUGUUGCUCUUGAACCAGCCACCGUUGAGAUCUUACAGGCACCAGCUACAAUAGAAUUCGCAGUAAAUAAUGCCGUGACAACAGUUUACCCUCCACAAGUUGGACAAACAGCCUCAGAAAUGGCUCAACUGAGGCACAAUGAGUGAAUGAAUAGAUGUUUAAAAUGUGAUGCCCAGUGGAAAAGUCAGUAAGUGCUUAAUGGAGAAAUCAAAAUGUGAUUUGGCCAUUUUUUGAAAAUUGUCACUGUUCAAGAAAAUGGAACAAUUACGAGAAAUGAUUCAAAAAUUCGAUAAUUUCUUCUGAAAUUACCCUUAAGAAUUGGAUUUGACUGGAAAUUUUUGAGAAAAUUAAAAAUUAUCCAGUUUUGGACCAAUUUACUUUAAGCGAAAAGUACACUACCAACUAAAGAAUGAAUUACAGCAUGAAUAUUUUGAUCAUUCUUGUAAAGUGACACCAUCACAAGGAGUGAUAAUUCCCUUCAUUUUCAUCCGGAAAGUUAAGAUAAUAAAAAUGUGUAAAUAGUAAAGAAAA